AUGCUCGAGUCCGUGAGGCAAAGCUCCACCGCGAGAGGGAUGAAGGAUGCUAUGCGGAGAGCCAGGGAUGAGGCUCCUAGAAGAGGGGCAAGGGGGAGGGGGAGGGCGGAUUCAAAUGGGCUGACGCACUUGAGCCCCGCUCGACCAAUCCCGGGCGACGGAGCCGAAGCUUGCGCCCGAAAGCUCUACCCGACGGAGAGACACACCGGGACGUCCCUGCAAUCGGGAGCCCAUCGGUUAAACUCGGUAGAGGACUCGGCUGAAAAGGUGGAGGGCCCGGGGACCCAAGGAGCCAAGGAGUCGUCGAACGACUCGAGGGACGAAGACAGUGCUAACGACAUAUCAUCCACACUGAGUGGUCUACUGGCCGGACUUCCGGCGCUGCCGGGGCCCCAACGUCUCGCAUCAUCCUUGAGGCAGAGAUUUUCCACCAACUCAGGUAAGACGACAAAAGAUUCCCCCUAG
Cotesia congregata is the source of this 465-nucleotide messenger RNA. NCBI's taxonomy places the organism in Eukaryota, Metazoa, Arthropoda, Insecta, Hymenoptera, Braconidae. The record is from the annotation of a GenBank genome assembly.